UCCGUCUGGACCCCAUUCACCGUCUCCAUCACACCCUUUCGUGAAUGGGAUCCCGAAGCCAUUGCAGGGGCCUUGAUUCAAGUCAUGUAUGUACAUAAAAUCUCGGGAUGCCUCUCCUUCCUUUUUGUUUUUGCUCCCUCCGUAAAAAAAUCUCCUUUUUCUUAUUUUAUCCACCCAAAGGGGAACAUUACAGUGUAGCAUUACCGAUUCCGUCUCCUUGUCAGCCCAAGAAGAUAAUGUCAUUCCCUGUGCCUCCAGUUCGCGCCAAAGGCGCCCUCGACUCUGCCGAUCCGCUACCCGUGAUCGUCGAAGAAGUUACAGCUGCCUGGUUCGCCAAGAUCCUCGGACGCCCUGUCAAGACGGCGAACCUUGUCGAGCCAAUUCACGGAACGGCCAGCAAGCUCCUUUACGAGCUCACAUACGAGGACAGCAACGAUGCCGCGUCGCUGCCGACUCACGUCUGCGUCAAGGGUGGCUUCAACCCCGUCCUCGUUAAGCUCCACCCGGCCCUGAAUGCUGUCUACCGUCGCGAGGCAGAGUUCUUCUACCACAUCGCCCCCACCGUGUCGAUGCGGCUCCCGCCCGUCUGGUACUGCGGAAGUGACACCGUCACGGGCCAGGGCAUUGUGGUGUUCGACGAUCUCAAGGCCAAGGGCUACCAGUUCGGCAACCCGCUCGAGGCCUGGCCCGUCGAGCGCGUGCGCGCUGGCGUCGAGGAGCUCGCCACACUCCACGCCAAGACUUGGGGAGCGAAGCAGGAGGAUUUCCCCUGGCUCAAGGAGGGCCUCUCCCUCCGCGAGGUCAUCCUGUCGUUGAUGGUCGAGUCCGAGUGGGAGAAGCGCUUUUUUGACGAGACGGCCAAGCCGCCCGUCCCCGAUCACAUGAAGGACCGCGAGAGGAUGAUCCGCGCCUUCAAGACGCUGUGGGCGACGACGAACCAGGACCAUCUGUGUGUUACGCACGGCGACGCCCACAUCGGCAAUACCUUCAUCACGCCAACGGGCGAGCCGGGCUUCCUCGACUGGCAGGGCCUGCACUUUAACUCGUUCCUCCACGAUGUGACGUACUUCAUCGUCGGCACUCUGACCAUCGAGGACAGGAGGGCAAACGAGGUCGAACUCUUUGAGCGUUAUCUUGCUGCUCUGCACAAGGCUGGUGGGCCCAAGUUGGAGAAGGAGGCUGUCUGGGAUGAUUAUCGGAAGCACCAUCUUCAUGGCUUUGCUUGGUCCUUGACGCCACCUAUGAUGCAACCCAAGGACAAGGUCGAUAUCAUGACGGCGAGGCACUGUGCGGCGAUUCUUGACCACAAGAGCCUGGAGCUGUUGGAGAGUCUCCCCGGCUAUGUCACAGAGGUUUAGGGGCAGGGAGACCGAGAAUAGGUAAUUACCGUCAAUGCGACAUGGUCACCUCAGUUGUCCUGUCACGCCACACUCAAUGGCAGCGCACAAAGGAAUGUGAUAUGCUUGAAAUAUUCCUGAAAAAGCGACUGCCGGCAAGUCGCCACCUGGACCUGGCUGAGCCUCAUAUCCCUUUUUGGUCCCUGUGAUGGAGGAUCGAACUGGUCGUCCACUCACACUUCAAAAAAAAAAAAUGGAAAACGA
Thermothielavioides terrestris NRRL 8126 is the source of this 1601-nucleotide messenger RNA. RefSeq lists its product as uncharacterized. The transcript has a single exon. Lineage: Eukaryota; Fungi; Ascomycota; Sordariomycetes; Sordariales; Chaetomiaceae. The coding region runs from base 237 to 1358 and encodes 373 amino acids. The record is from RefSeq and is a predicted model, not a curated record.